UUUGCUGUCCAGGGGAAGAGGAGGGGAAAGGGAGGGGAAAAUUUAGAACACAAGGUUUUUUUAAGGGUGACUAUUGAAAAUUAUGCAUGGAUAUAUUUUGAAAAUAAAAAGCUUUAAGUCUGAACAAAGUCGCAGAUAAUUAGUGGCAGAAGCAGGAUUUGAAUUGAAGUCCUCUGACUCUGAAGCCAGAGACUCCGGGGGUCUCAGUUUCUCUUUCUGUAAAAUAGGAAGUUGAAUCAGAGGACAGUAAUAAGAAUAGACAUUUAUACAGUGAUUUAAGAUUUAACAUAUAUUGGAUUACUUGCUGUGUAGGAGGGGGAAGGGAGGGAAAAAUUUAGAACACAAGGUUUUAUAAGGGCGAAUAUUGAAUAUUACUUAUCUGUAUAUUUUGAAAAUAAAAAGCUUUAAUUUAAAAAAAAAAGUUGAGCAAAGUCCCACAGACAGUUAGUGGCAAAAGCAGGAUUUGAACUUUGGCUGAAGCCAGAAACUCCCUGGGUCUCAGUUUCCCAUUUACAUGUGAUUUAAGCUUUGCAAAGUGCUUUCUUUAUAUACAUCAUUGCCUUUGACCCUCGCAACAGCAUUGUGAAGGAGAGUUCCUAUCUCAACCUCUUAGAUCUCUUAUAAUCAACCUUAUAAUCUUAUAAUCUCUUAUAUCAACCAUUUUUUUUUCAGUGUUAAUAUUUUAUUUUGGGUUUUUUCUGAGGCAAUUGGGGUACAGUAACUUUCCUGGGGUCACACAGCUAGGAGUCAGAGGCGGGAGUUGAACUCCUGACUUCAGGGCCGAGCUCUAUCCCUCUAGCUGCCCUAAGGGUUAAUGUCUUAAAGACAAAUGUCUGCCAGAAGGUACAUGACUUCUGCAGGGUGGGUGGGCAGAGUGCAAGGUCUUCCCGCUGCCUGGCUCUGACUCGCAAAGCUGUGGGUGCCCGGCCGAGCCCCCCGUCCUUGGGAGGAGUCUCCCAGCGGGCGCGGGGUCGGGGAGGGGGCCGGCCAUUCCAGGGAGUGGAGGGGUCACGGGCUGAGGAGUGGCUCUGGCAUGUGCUGACACAGGGGGAUUCCUGGCCCUGGGCGCUGCCCCCGGAGCAGUGGGAGGAGGGAGAGAAGCCACGGCUGGACAGAGGAGGAGCAGACGCCCGUCCUGGGAGUGAGACCUGCCUCCGGUCCCUGCUCUGCUCCUCACCAGCUCCACGGAAAAGCGGCGGGGCUAGAUUGGUGAUUCCGGAGACCCCUCAGAAUCCCGGGGGUCUCUAAGUCUCCGAGACCCCCCAGAGCAGAGAGUGCACCUGGGGCAGCGGAGAGGCUGGAGAUGGCCAGGGGAGCCCUGCGUGCCGGAAUCUUCCUGCAGCUGCUGGCGGCAGCCCUGCCGCAGACCUCGCCCCAACAGCACUUUUGGCUACUACCGGACAACGUGACGGUCGCCGCGGGAGAAGACGUGGUAUUGAAAUGUGGCGUCCGAGGCAGACAAGGCCAUGUGCAGUGGGUGAAAGAUGGCUUCGUGUUGGGCCCCAACCCCGAGAUCCCGGGGUUCCCCAGAUACCGCAUGACGGGCAGCCCUGAUAAAGGCGAGUUUCACCUCCACAUCUCCAAGUGUGACAUCACCGACGACGCAGAGUUCGAAUGUCAAGUCAGCCGGUCCGAGAGCAGCCCGGAGCUCAUCUCCCCCAGAAUCUCGGUCACCGUGCUGGUGCCCCCCCAGGUGGUCCAGAUGUCUCCAGAGGCCGGGAGCUUGGUGACCUGGGUUGCUGGAGAGGAGUAUUCGGUCACCUGCACCUCCGGGGAGUCUAAACCAGAAGCCAAGAUCCUUCUCCAUCAGGACAAUUGGAUGGUCCCAGACGUCUUCCCCUACACAAAUCCUGGAUCCCAGGAGAAAUUUGUCACCACGGAGGCCACGGUCAGGGUGACCCCCAAGCCUUCUGACAACGGGAAACUCCUGAUCUGUGAAGUGACCCACCCAGCCCUGAAGGAGUCCUUGAAGUCUUCCUUCACCAUGAAUAUUCUGUUCCCCCCCGGCCCUCCCGUCAUCGAGUGGCCCGGCCAGAUGGAGGGGAAAGCCAAAGCCGGACAGGACCUGGAGCUGCCCUGCGUGUCCCGAGGGGGGAAUCCUCUGGCCACCCUGCAGUGGCUGAAGAACGGAAAGGUGAUCUCCACGGUCUGGGAGACGGACCACAAGCAGGCCCUGGCCCGGAGCAUCCUGCCUCUGACCGUCCAGCCGGAGGAUAACGGGGCGCAGCUCAGCUGUGAAGCCCAGAACAGUGUGUCCCCCGAGGCUCAGCAGCACGUGAUCACGCUGCGCGUCACCUUCCCCCCCAGCUCCGUCAUCAUCCUGGGCUCCCCAAGCCUGGAAGAGAACAAGACGACGUCCUUCUCCUGCUUCACCAAGCCCAGUAACCCGGGGGUGCUGCUGCGCUGGUGGCUGGGCUGGCAGGAGCUGGUCCCCACCGAUGUCACGGUCACGGAUGGCCCGUUUGGGGGGCGAGUGACCAUGGCCAACAUCACCUACACCGGGCGCAGGGCCGACAACGGGCUGAUGCUGACCUGCGAGGCCUUUAGCGAGGCUUUUGCCAAGGAGACCCUCAAGAAAUCGGUCACACUCAAUGUGAAAUAUCCUAUCCAAAAACUCUGGAUUGAGAGUUUCCCUAAGGGAGACAAUUUCCGAGCCGGAAGCCAGGUGCGGCUCCUGUGUCUGGCCAUCGGGGGCAACCCGGACCCCUCCCUCUCGUGGUGCAAGGAUAAGAAGCUAGUGGUGGAGACCAGGUCGGGCAUGGAGCCGAGGUCCAGGAGCGUGGUGGAGAAGUCGGGGAACACCCUGUCCAGAGAGCUGCUCCUGAGGCUGGAGCCCAGCGACAACCAGGCCGUCUACACCUGCAAGACCACUUCCAACUGCAAGGCCACCGGCGACCACGCCUCGGCCUCCACCACGUUCCGCGUGCAGUUCCCUCCCAUCAACGUGACUAUUUCAGCCAACGCCUCCAUUCUGCGGCCCGGAGACUCUGUGAACCUCACCUGUGUCAGCCUCAGCAGUAACCCCCCCGUCAACCUGUCCUGGGAGAAGGAAGGGGAGAGGCUCCAGGGAACGGCCUUCAGGCACAGGCCAGCGCGGUUCAGGGGCUCGGAGGCCUCUGGGAGCGUGUUACUUCACGUGUCCUCCCAGGACCACGGGAGCCCGGUGAUGUGCAGGGCCAACAGUCCCGAGCUGCAGGAGACCGUGAGCGCCUUCUACCGGCUCCACGUGCUGUACCCCCCCAAGUUCCUGGAGGAUCAGGUCCUCAAGGUGGACGCCCAGGAGGGCGGGAGCGCGCUGCUCCCCAUUUCUGUGUCUGCUAACCCGGCCCCCGAGUUCUUCAACUGGAGUUACCAGGGCAUCAGGCUGAGUCCAGACGGGGGUCCCAGGUACCGCGUCCUCCCCGGGGGGGCCCUCAAGCUCUGGAACCUGACGAGGGGGGAUGGCGGGGAGUACCGGCUGCUCUGCCAGAACGCCGAGGGCGUCAGCGAGGCGAGGGUCAGGCUGGACAUCCACUACGCCCCCGCCAUCUGGAGCCUGCCCGAGGUCACCGAGGUGGAUGUGGGGGGCUCGGCCGAGAUCCUCUGUGGGGCUGACGCCAGCCCCGUCCUUCCCAGCAUGUUCCGGUGGGAGAAGCUGGGAGAGGAAGAACAAGACCUGGAGGACGUGGAACAGGUAUCAGAGGGACGGACGGGGCGUCUCCAGAUCCAUCAGGCGACUCUGGAGCAGGCCGGGCCGUACCAGUGCGUAGUGGACAAUGGGAUCCCGCCCCCUGCCAGGGGGGUCUCUCGGCUUGUUGUGAGAUUCGCUCCUGAGGUGGAACACCCCCAGCCCCUCACCAAGGUGGCCGCCGCCGGGGACAGGUCCAGCUCAGCCACCUUACACUGCCGGGCGCGCGGCGUCCCCAACGUCGCCUUCACCUGGGCCAAGAACGGGGCUCCUCUGGACCUCCAGGACCCCAGAUACACGGAGCACACGUACCACGAGGGCGCGAUCCACAGCAGCGUGCUCACCAUCGCCAACAUCACAGCGGCCCAGGACUACGCCCUCUUCACCUGCACGGCCUCCAACAGCCUGGGCGCCGACCACACGGACAUCCAGAUCGUCAGCAUUAGUCGCCCAGACCCUCCGAUGCGCCUCAGGGUCACGAACGUUACCCACAACUCCGUGGGCUUGGAAUGGAAAGCGGGCUUCGAUGGGGGCCUGGAGCAGAGAUUCCGCGUCAGGUACGAGGCGCCCGAGAGCCCGGGGCACCUCUAUGUGGACGUCUCCCCUCCUGGAGCCACCGCCUUCACCGUGCGCGGCCUUCGGCCUUCCACCCUGUACCACUUCUCUCUGCUGGCCACCAACGCCCUGGGGGACAGCGGCCUGGCCGACCGAGGGGCCCGGCUCCCGGCGACCACCCUAGGCCUUGAAGACUCUUCUGAGAAGUCGGACGACCAGGUCCCUGUAGAGUCUGAAUUCCCUGGGUGGUUCCUGCUCCCCAUACUCUUUGCCCUGGGGGUUCUGCUACUGCUGUCCAAUGGCUCCUGCAUAGGAUACGUGCUCUGGAGGCAGAAACAUCGUGGGCUUCCCUCGGAGGGAACCAAAGAGGAAAAGUCCGAGGAAGGGUCAGAGACAAGAACUGGAAAUGAAUAUGAAGAGAGCCGAUGGAGUGGCCGGCACACCCCAAGCACCACGGAGAGUUCAGCAGAGCUGGAGCCCUAUUACCAUUCUAUGAAAGACUUCAGCCCCCAGCUUCCCCCAACACCUGAAGAGGAACCUCAAUAUCGAGGCUUUUGGGGUCACGAAUAUGAGGAGGUGGCAGGCCCCGGGCCUGUCUAUGAUGAAGUUGAAAGGCUGUACCCCCUGUCUGGUGCCUGGGAAGCUCCCUACCAAGGAGCCCAAACGGGCACUUAUCAGUAUGGAGAAUGGCCCCAUGGAGCACGUGCGGAGUCAGGAAGGAUUUAUGACCUGGUGUCUGAGGACCUGCCUGGGGCAGGGGACAACUACCUGCCCUUCCACCUCAGAGGGGAAUUGGUCUAAGGUCUGAGAACUUGAAGCUCUUAGCGCUGCCCUCCAAUUGACUCUCAAGAUAGCGAUCGAUGCUUCUGGCCAGUAGGUGUGUCUGAAACAGCCCAUGGUCCUGCCACUUUGCAAACAGGCUAAGCUUGUCCAAUAAAUAAAGUACACCAGGA
Messenger RNA from Antechinus flavipes (yellow-footed antechinus), 5175 nucleotides. RefSeq names its product NPHS1 adhesion molecule, nephrin (gene NPHS1). The record is from RefSeq and is a predicted model, not a curated record. Gene Ontology annotation, molecular function: cell adhesion molecule binding. Gene Ontology annotation, cellular component: cell-cell junction. The transcript has 29 exons. Gene Ontology annotation, biological process: cell-cell adhesion. Bases 1304 to 5023 code for a protein of 1239 amino acids. NCBI's taxonomy places the organism in Eukaryota, Metazoa, Chordata, Mammalia, Dasyuromorphia, Dasyuridae.